AUGGCAUCUUCAAACAAACCUACCUCCGAUACUUUACUAUCAACGGCGACUGCCUAUUUCCAGGUCUUCGCUGCCAUGGACCCAGACGUCAUCUCCCAUAUUCAAAGCGACAACUAUACUCAUGAAUUUGGCCCGGCCUCCUUGAAUAUGUCCAGUCCACGCACAAAGGAAACGUUCGCCUCACAUCUGAAACAUCUUGGAGGUGUUCUGAAGAGCUUCCCUGUGAGCAUCAAACGAGCUUGGGUCAACCCAUCCCUGAAUCAGGUGACAGUGUGGGCAGUUUCAGAGACCAGAUUCCACGAGCAUGUUAAAGACAAUAAUGACGAGGAAGAGUGGAAAUUUCACGGGGAGUAUAUAUUUAUUUUGGACAUGGACGAGACGGGAGAGAAGGUGAAGCGCGUGUUUGAAUUCCUGGAUAGUAAAGCUACUGAGAAUUUAAGGCUCUUGGCCGCCAGAGCGUUCAAGAAGAAGGAAGAAAUAGAAGGCAAAUAG
Clonostachys rhizophaga is the source of this 492-nucleotide messenger RNA. NCBI's taxonomy places the organism in Eukaryota, Fungi, Ascomycota, Sordariomycetes, Hypocreales, Bionectriaceae. The record is from the annotation of a GenBank genome assembly.